Elaeis guineensis (African oil palm) is the source of this 3520-nucleotide messenger RNA. RefSeq lists its product as uncharacterized. The record is from RefSeq and is a predicted model, not a curated record. Lineage: Eukaryota; Viridiplantae; Streptophyta; Magnoliopsida; Arecales; Arecaceae.
CGCUACCCGAUUCUCUCUCUCUUUCUCUCAUCCCCCCCCCACCUCCUCCCCCACGGAUACCUCAGCCAAGAAUCCCCUCCACUUGUAGGGUUUCUUGAUCCCAAUUCUCUUGCUUUCUCCGUCGAUUCUUCCCAUGGGCCCGCGAAUCUAGGGCUUGCGUUUGAGUGGUUCUCUAGACGGUGGCCUGCCGUCUCGACCCGAUCCCUCAACAGGAACUAGCCGAGGAAAUGGGAUCCUAAUCGUCUUAUUGCAGUAGAUCAAGCAUUGCUCAAACGGUUCAAUUUAGCUUCUGAAAGGCAGAAGAAAAGCUUAAGUUGCAUUUGCAGAAAUAAGUUCCAGGAUAUGGGAUGCCUGGCAUCGAAACCGAGAGAUGCAGGUGGAAACAGGAGACGGCCAGGGACAGCUGUGGAGGUGGCCGUGUUUGUACCAGGUUUACGCAUCCCUAAAAGUGUUGACUUAUCUCAGACAUUGGGUAACAGCUUGUCAAGAAAUUUAGUGGAACGCCUCUCAGCUCUGAGAACUCGCAUAGUUGUUAUGGCUGCCCAGGAGGCGCCAACCGUGACAAAGCCUAGGCGGAAGACAGCUACACAACAUGGAGGUUCUUCAUUGGCUGAUCUUCUGCAGGCUUUGGAGGAUUACUUACCAGUGCUACUGGGAUUGGUGAAAAAUGGAAGUCAAUCAAAAGAUAAGGUACAGUUUGUAUGGGUUAAUCAGGAGGAUGUUGCGGAGGAAACAGGGAUGGCAAAUGCUUGGUAUGAGGUGUUGUCAGUUCUACACCUGAUGGCUAUGCUAUGUUUAUCUGAAGCCAAUUCUUUGCUUCUUCCUAAAAUGUCUAAUGAUUGUUAUCAGCUAAAGGUAUCUGAAGAGGACCAACGAACCACCAUUGAUAUUUUCUUAAAGGCAGCAGGGUAUCUGGAUUGUGCUAUUCAGCAUGUUCUUCCUCAAAUUCCUCCCGAGACAAGGGAAGAUCUUCCUCUAGACCUAGCUGAAGGAGUGCUGCGAGCAUUUUGCAUGCAAGCAUUGGGUCAGAGUGUCGAUAUUCAACUUGGGAUGGCGAUAGAUAGUCCCAAGGCCACACUAGCUGUGAAACGAAGGUUGGCAUGUGAGAUGGUCAAGUGCUGGCAUCAGGCCCACAACAGCAUUACACAGGUUCCUUUAACUGAUGGUUGGGGGGGGAAGCAUCACCUGUUUAUUAAGUGGAAAUAUGCUGAAGCAAAGGCUGCUGCAUAUUACUACCAUGGGCUUAUCCUUGAUGAAGGGAAUACAGAGAAGUCUCAUGGGAUGGCUAUAGCUGCUCUGCAAGCAGCAGAAGAAUUCCUCAAAGAAAGCAAAAGGGCUUGUGAAGUCUUCAAUGCAAUGCCUCCUACAUCAAGGAACCCCCCUCUCUGGGGAUCUGCAAGGUAUCUUUUGGAGAAGAUCCCCAAAGAUGCAUCCAGCAAGGCUCGCAUCAAUCAGGACCUCUACAGUCAUGAAAGUAAAGUGCUAUGAGAGAUGCUCCAUAAAAUGGGUGAAUCCAAUGCAAGUGAAAUUUUACUCAUAAAGCUCUUGCCUUCAUUUGAACAUCUUUCAGCAAAAGUAUUUGUUGAAACAGACAACAGAGAUAUCCAUAGAGAAAAGCUGAUCAAGUUGCAGAUGCUGUGGCUCAUAUAGAAAGAAAAAUGAGGAGUUUGGUCCCAAAAAUUGUAGGUAUUUGGAUGUUGAUGGGAUUCUUCUAUCAUAUUAUUACAAUUUUGAAUGAGACUGAACAAACCAUUUUCAGGUAAAUUUCUUCAUACUUCUUAUGUCCUUUUCUUCAUACAUUCUUGUGGUCGUUUUCUUGUAUAAUCUGCUAUUAUUUCAUUUAUGUAUUGCUAAGUAAAUUAAUUAUUGAUGUCUAAGGACCAAUGAAGUAAGUCAAAAACAGAACAUGAUAUUUUAAUAUCAAUUGCAAAGCAGGUACAUCAUAACUUACUUUAAAAAUACAGUCAAACUGGCACUUGUUUAUGCAUUUUCAUGUUUUCUUGGUAUAGCAUUGUUGGUCCCUCUGGACUUGGGUUGGUAUUUCCUUUCUCUAUUUCUUAUUAGGUUUCACAAAAAUGUUUGGACCGGUGGAAGUAUGUAAUUACUUAAAUCAUCAACUUUGUACCCUCAUCUUCCAUCCACUCAAAACUGAUGACAAAUUUUUCUUUCGUAUGCAUAGUUUUUACAAAAAAUUAUAACGCCUGAUCUAGCUUUGUCACUUAAACAUAUUAUCUAAUAAAUAUUUGGAAGUGCAUUUUGAAUAAUUUAACUAGUAUAUUCUGAAUAAAUCAAUACAAAUCUAGCUGUAUGAGAUGGGGUGCAUGACUACAGAAGAUCUAUGUAUCUCCUGUCAAAAGAGAAGAAACAAAAAUGCGGAGGAACAAACGGUAACUCAACCUUCCAUAUGAAAAUAUGCACCUCUGAAGAUAAAAAUGAAAGAAGAAAAUGAAAUCAGAGCUUCAACUUAAACUUGCAGCUGCUUGAUUUGAUGCUAAUCUGAUUGCUGGCACUCAAACUAUUCACCACCAGAUUGCACCUGACUCUGAAGGUCACCUUCCAGAGCUUCAGGCUUCCAAACUUCACCCUCACCGGCACAUCGCCUUUAAAGAGCAGCGGUAUCAUCCCAGUCUGCUGCUGCCGCAGCAACUCGGUGAGAAGCUCGCCGGUCAGCUGGGCCUCACCGGUCAUUAUGAUGUUCAGCACUGUCAUGUUCUGGUGGCCCUGGUAGAACUCCGGGAAGCUCCCCUUGCACAGGCUGCUAUCAGUGUACCACACGCUCAGAUAGCUUCCUUCCUCAUAGUAGAUGCCGAUCUUCUUGUUUGGAUUCCUUGCAGUGACCGUCACGUUGAAGCUGGCCCUGACCAUGUUAUUGUCCACAUUAAAUGCCAAGAUGCCGAGGCGGUCGACCGAGUACUUGGGUAUCUUGGGAUCAAAGAUGAGGUAUAGAAUGCCAGCAGUGGCUCCAAUAAGGAUGAUGAGUAUGACAAUGAUGAGGGUGGUGCAGCACAAACACUUGCAGCAACAGUAGCAGCUCCUCUUCUUCUUGGCUUGCUCUGCAUGGGCCACUGGGAUGGUGCCAUGCAACCGAGCACAUCGAUCGGUAACAUCAUGCUUUUCGGAUUGCGAGAAGCUGUGGGAUGCUUGUGGAGCUGAUGGCGAUGGAGAUCCGACGUCCACCGGAUGAAUUCUCUGGUGAUCAGCCAUACCUGAGCCUGAUUCUUGGCCACCCAAAAGUUAAAUAAGUUGGGUGUUGUUCUCCUACGCUCCAGUUCUAACCUGAAAGCCUUGCGUUGGGAUGCUCCCUCAAAGUCUCUUAAUGGGUUAUAUGGAUGGUUGCAGGCUUCGGAUUCUAGUUUUGUACGCUCCCAUGCUUGACUUUUGUUUUUUUUAGGUGUCGUGGUAAGUAGUGGGGUGCCUUCCAGCCACCUAAUUGAAUUCGUUAGCAACUUCUAUUAAAUGUUUUAACUACGGGUUUGUUUGGAACAUGUUGUGCGAAUAGGAUAUACUAUUCAUCUGGACC